Molecule: messenger RNA, 1020 nt
Organism: Aspergillus versicolor CBS 583.65
Lineage: Eukaryota; Fungi; Ascomycota; Eurotiomycetes; Eurotiales; Aspergillaceae
Product: EthD domain-containing protein
Exons: 1
Coding region: 364-792 (142 amino acids)
Molecular function (GO): oxidoreductase activity
Source: RefSeq, a predicted model, not a curated record
UGAGGCUUGAGAUGCUUCUUUACUCGUUUUAUUGCCCCGUCCUAUAUUCUGUCACCAAUACAUCUCAACAGCAGAUGUCAAGCCCAAACAUGUCCAUCUCAUAUAUUCAGGCUUGAGAGAUGUAACCGGACACUCACAUUUGCUUUUUCUUCCCCGCACAUGGAAAUGACUCUCCCAUCCUGUCUCGGCACCCGCGUAUCUUUCCAUAAUGGGCGAUGGAUGGAUGUUCUUUUCGAUCCUGUCCAUUAUUAGUGCUGCUUCCUCGAAAUCCUCAACCCCUCAUCUGAACUUAACCUCCGAGUUAUCACUCCGGAUUGCCUCUUUUCCCAAAGUCCCCCCUUCAAAUAUAAAAACGUCACCAAUAUGACAUACACAAUCCUCGCCGUCCUCUCCCGCAAGCCGGGCCUUACCCCAACCCAGUUUAAAUCCUACUACGAAACCACCCACGUCCCCCUUGUAAAAGAGAUAGCCGGCUCGCACCCACCAACCGUCUAUAAACGCUACUAUCUCCCUCGCGCUCAUAUCCAUGGGCAGGGUGGAAUCGAUGACACAAACGCAGGUGCAGAUGCAGAUACAUCGAACACCGCGUACCCAGUUACUACAGCCUUAGCCGGCAACCCCUCGGGUUUGCAAUUUGACGUCUAUACGGAGAUGGUCUUCGAGGAUGAGAACCAUUUCGGAUCAUUCCAGGCCGCACUAGAGGAGAACAGCGAGCGGGUUAAAGCUGAUGAGGCGGCGUUUUUGGAUACGAGUAGGAUCCAUAUUGUGAAGAUUGAUGGUCCUUUUGCGUGAGGAACGAGUAGGUAGCGACAAGAGAGUCAAAGGACCUAUAUCAUAGCACUCGAUAAGUGCUCUAUACAUAUAAUAUACUUUCGUUACUAAAGCUCAUUCUAAGUUUAUGAUUAUAUGUGAUCAUUAAUCCCUGUGUAUAUAUUUCCGGAAGGUUGAUUCGCAGGAUGUUUGAAUGGGACACGUCGGUUCUCUAUAGAGAAGAUACAAAGCCCCUUAUAAGUUGACCCG